AUGUCGUCCUCACAAUCGAGAGGCGGCGGCGAGCGCAUGAUUCAUCAGGACUAUAUCGCUAGGAUACGAUACUCCAAUGCGCUCCCUCCACCACCAAACCCGCCGAAGCUGCUCGACAUUCCCAACACGGGGCUUGCGAGUGGCCAAUACACAGCGCCUGGCUUUGCUUCUCGUCUGGCGCGAGAGCAGCCUCUGAAUAUUGAAGCCGAUGCCGAACUCGGAAUGCCCCUAGACCUGGUUGGCAUGCCAGGAGUUUUUGAUGGCGACGAGAGCUCCAUUCAAGCUCCCGCCCAAGCACCGCCCCCUCAUCCCCGUGACCUUCCCCUCCUCCGCGGUAUCUCAGCACUCGGAAAGCCCAAGAUAGGCGACACGGCCGUUUCUUUCCUCAGGCGAACCGAGUACAUCUCCUCGGUGCAGGCGAAGCCGAAACCAACCGACAAUGUGUUCCUCAAGGCAUCGUCCGGCAACGCCCAAAAACGCCCCCAGAAGCGCAAGGCCUCCCCCGAGCCAGACAAGGGCACGUCUGCGUGGGUCAAACGGCGCAUCGAGAAGAGCUUCGACGUGGCAGCCGCCAACCUCGCCGAGCGGACGCGCGUCAGGCACCCCUCGAAGCGGAAUCUCAAGGUUGUCGACGCCUUGCCCAUUCUGCCCGACCUCGAAGCCUUCCCCGACUCGGGCGCGUACGUGACGGUCAAAUUCAGCAGCAACCCGGUCAACUCGACCGACUUGUACGACACGCGCCUGCUGUCGGGCAUCUUCAAACCCAUCGAGCGCACCGCCGCCGAGGAGCAGAUCUACGAAAACGCCCAAGCAGCCUGGGAGGCCGACCGGACCCAGCCCAAACCAUCGCAGAUGAUGAACUACGACCUCUUCCUCCCGGCCGACACGCUCACGGGCGAGAACUUCCGCACCAAGUUCGACGUGGACAACGCGGACCGCGAGAGCCGGUCCCUGUACACCAGCAGCGAAGCCGGCGGCAGCUUCCGGUUCCCGCGGGUGCGCGCGUACGAGACGGCGCAGGAGAAGGAGAUGGACCACGACAACAAGUACGACGAGGAGGUGAUCCUGGCCUUCCGCGACGACGAGGCCGCCGCCAAGGGUCGCGCCGACGACAGCGCCCACAAGGCCGUCUACUACUACCCCGUCAUGCAGCGCACCACCAUCCGCAACCAGCGCACCAAGAACAUCGCCCGCACCAUCGGCAUCACCGACGAGGAGGAGACCCACCUCGACGAGCUGCACGUCCGCAUCGACGAGCCCGGCGACGAUCUCAAGGCCGAGCUGCUGCGCUACAAGAAGCAGCCCGUCGGCGACCUGCCCGAGGAGGAGGACGACGGGGAUGUGGUCGAGUAUGCCGAGAGGGAUGUGGAGGAAGAUGGCCGCGGGCGGGAAGAGGCGAGCGACCGCGGCUCGGUCAGUCCGGUCGCGAACGGGGGGAGGCGGCAGUCCGAUGAGGAGGAUGCCGAGGGGGAGGAGGAAUAAUUGAGGAGACUAUUUUGAAAAUCUGAGAACAAGUGAGUAUUUUUAGGCCACUCAUUCGAGCGCGGAGUUUGACAGGUAAUUUACCAAAAUGGAUGGGAUUUAGACAUGCAACGUACCUAAUCCAAGAUUUCGCCAUGCGUGAGCCCAGUGAACCCAG
Messenger RNA from Chaetomium fimeti, 1639 nucleotides. Its product is annotated as RNA polymerase II-associated. The transcript has 2 exons. Gene Ontology annotation, cellular component: Cdc73/Paf1 complex. The coding region runs from base 1 to 1482 and encodes 493 amino acids. Gene Ontology annotation, biological process: transcription elongation by RNA polymerase II. Gene Ontology annotation, molecular function: RNA polymerase II complex binding; chromatin binding. NCBI's taxonomy places the organism in Eukaryota, Fungi, Ascomycota, Sordariomycetes, Sordariales, Chaetomiaceae. The record is from RefSeq and is a predicted model, not a curated record.